Messenger RNA from Penaeus monodon (black tiger shrimp), 785 nucleotides. RefSeq lists its product as uncharacterized. Bases 174 to 785 code for a protein of 203 amino acids. Gene Ontology annotation, biological process: reciprocal meiotic recombination. Gene Ontology annotation, cellular component: site of double-strand break. The record is from RefSeq and is a predicted model, not a curated record. Lineage: Eukaryota; Metazoa; Arthropoda; Malacostraca; Decapoda; Penaeidae. The transcript has 5 exons.
CCCCCAAGUACCGCGCCCUCGAGAUAUUUAACAGGUUCAUCAAGGGGCACGCAGCUACCUUGGCGGAUCACGUGGCAAGCACCACAAAGCCUGGACGAGAGAGAAACCGACUCCUGGAGGAGGUCGCGAGGAGGGUGAGGCAGCAGGCGCCGCUGAGGGCCUUCACCUGCCUUAUGAUCGCGUCUAAGACUGUUAGUCACAAGAAGGUAUUGAGCGCCCAGCAGGUACAGGCGCUCCUGAAGAAGGUGGGCCGCGACUACACCGUAUCGUCCGUCAUGAGUUCCGAGAGACGCAUCCUGGAACAGAUCGAGUUCAGGUGCCUCAGAACCAGCUCGGUCCUGGACGUUGUAGGCCUAAUCGUGGCUGUGGUCUUGGUCUCCAGAAGCACGGGCGGCAAACAUGUUCCAUUCAAGUCCGAGCAGCUGUACGAAGCGGCGACCACGGUGUUGGACUUCGUGUUCCUGAAGCACGAGGAGGUGUAUCUGCAGCUGUACGCUUCCGUCACCGACUCCAAAAUCAUUCCUCGGAAAGCGGCCUUCAUGCCAGUCGUGCAAGACAGGCUGCUCCUGGCGGGGUCGGUCGUGAUGAGCGGUGCCUGGCUAGUGGGCGGCGAGGGUCUGGUCGAAUCUGUGGGCGGCUGCAUCGCCAGGCAUACGGAGACGCCCCUGGAGGACCUCGUCAGCCUGUCUUCGUGUGUCCUGUACUUGGCGGGGUGUUCCUCGUGGGACGCCGGGGGUGCAGAGGGAGGGGGCGAUGGCUCCGUCGUCGAGAUCGAGUCUGGUUGA